Molecule: messenger RNA, 728 nt
Organism: Pyrus x bretschneideri (Chinese white pear)
Lineage: Eukaryota; Viridiplantae; Streptophyta; Magnoliopsida; Rosales; Rosaceae
Product: heterogeneous nuclear ribonucleoprotein U-like protein 1
Exons: 1
Molecular function (GO): nucleic acid binding; zinc ion binding
Source: RefSeq, a predicted model, not a curated record
AUGUCGAGCGAUACUGAUGAAGAGAAGGACGGCAACCAGAAGAAAGAUGACAAAGGCAAAGGUCAGGCAUCGCUCGGGGCCCGUCAUACUCAGAGCUUCAAGAGAGGUGGAGCUAGUUCUAGUUCUUCGAGUGGUGGCUUCAGUGCCACUGGGCAGGGUCGUGGGGGUAGAUUUUCUGGUGGCGCUAGAGGCCAGAGGCAGGGCGAUGGUGGGCGAGGCAGAGCCCCUAUUUGCCGCAGGUGUAACAACCGACAUUUCGGUGAGUGUAGACGUGGUAGCAACGGUUGUUUCACAUGUGGACAGGUGGGACAUAGAGCGGCAAAUUGUCCCCAGGGUCAGCAGCAGCAGAAACCACAGCAGACCUUUAUGCCACCGCCUGCACCACUCCAGCAGAUCCAGGGUCCUAGUAGUUACAGCCAGACGGGUCGAGGUGGUGCUUACCACUAUCAGGGUGAUGCUGUCCCUUAUGCUCCGGGGCAGUAUCAGUACCCUCAGGAUCCCUAUUCCCAGGGUGGCUAUCCCCAGUAUUCGGGCGGCUAUGUGCCGUAUCCUCCAGCCCCAGCGGGUGGUUCACAGUGGUAUCAAGGAGGACAGUAUCAGCAGGGGGAGAUUGCCACUAGCAGUGCAGGAUCUUCGAGACAGUCGGGCCAGCCCAGUCAGGGGCGUGGUGCUCAGGGACGCGGUGUUCAGGCGAGCCGAGGCCGCGGUGGGCGUCAGCAGGGACAGGG